GACUGUCCCGGCCUCUUCGCUGACGUCGGCGCCGCUGGCCGGCCCGGAAAAGGGCUCCUGCGCGCGGCCGCUCGAGGGCCGGAGGGCGCCCAAGGCCUGGCCCCCCGAAACCGCGCCUCCGCCCCGCGCGAGGCAUCGCCCCUGGGGAAGAUGGAAGGAGAGAAGCGGCCGGAGCCCUACUCGGGCCUGUUCGCGGACGGGCACCUGGUCCUGUGGACGCUGUGCUCGGUGCUGCUGCCCGUGUUCAUCACCUUCUGGUGCAGCCUUCAGCGGUCGCGCCGGCAGCUGCACCGCAGGGACAUCUUCCGCAAGAGCAAGCACGGCUGGCACGACACGGACCUGUUCAGCCACCCCACCUACUGCUGCGUGUGCGCGCAGCACAUCCUGCAGGGCGCCUUCUGCGACUGCUGCGGGCUGCGCGUGGACGAGGGCUGCCUCAAGAAGGCCGACAAGCGCUUCCAGUGCAAGGAGAUCGUGCUCAAGCCGGACGCCAAGGCCCCGGACGCCAUGCCCCACCACUGGAUCCGGGGCAACGUCCCCCUGUGCAGCUGCUGUGUGGUGUGCACGCAGCAGUGCGGCAGUCAGCCGAAGCUCUGCGAUUACAGGUGCAUUUGGUGUCAGAAAACUGUCCAUGAUGAGUGCAUGAGAAGUAGCUUAAAGAACGAAGCGUGUGAUUUUGGAGAAUUCAGAAACCUCAUCAUUCCACCCAGUUACUUAACCUCUAUUAAUCAGAUGCGUAAAGACAAAAAAACAGAUUACGCAAUGCUAGCCUCUAAGCUUGGGAAGCAAUGGACUCCAUUAAUAAUCCUGGCCAACUCUCGUAGUGGAACUAACAUGGGAGAUGGACUAUUGGGAGAAUUCAGGAUCCUUCUAAACCCAGUCCAGGUUUUUGAUGUAACUAAAACUCCCCCCAUCAAAGCCCUACAACUUUGUACUCUUCUUCCUUAUCACUCAGCUCGAGUACUUGUGUGUGGAGGGGAUGGGACUGUGGGCUGGGUCCUGGAUGCCAUUGAUGAAAUGAAGAUUAAGGGACAAGAAAAAUACAUCCCACAAGUUGCAGUCUUGCCUCUGGGAACAGGCAAUGAUCUAUCCAAUACAUUGGGCUGGGGCACAAGUUACACAGGUGAAAUCCCAGUUGCCCAGGUCUUAAGAAAUGUGAUGGAAGCAGAUGGAAUUAAACUGGACAGAUGGAAAGUUCAAGUAACAAAUAAAGGAUACUACAACCUGAGAAAACCCAAGGAAUUCACAAUGAACAACUACUUUUCUGUUGGACCUGACGCCCUCAUGGCCCUCAAUUUUCAUGCUCAUCGCGAGAAGGCACCAUCUCUGUUUUCUAGCAGAAUUCUAAAUAAGGCUGUUUACUUAUUCUAUGGAACCAAAGAUUGUUUAGUGCAAGAAUGUAAAGAUCUGAAUAAAAAAGUUGAGCUAGAACUGGAUGGUGAGCGAGUGGAACUGCCUAAUUUGGAAGGUAUUAUUGUUCUGAACAUUGGAUACUGGGGCGGUGGCUGCAGACUAUGGGAAGGGAUGGGAGAUGAGACUUACCCCCUAGCCAGGCAUGACGAUGGUUUACUGGAAGUCGUUGGAGUAUAUGGGUCUUUCCACUGUGCUCAGAUUCAAGUGAAAUUGGCAAACCCUUUUCGAAUAGGACAGGCACACACAGUGCGGCUGAUUUUGAAGUGCUCGAUGAUGCCAAUGCAGGUGGAUGGGGAGCCCUGGGCCCAAGGACCCUGCACUGUUACCAUCACUCACAAGACACAUGCACUGAUGCUGUAUUUCUCCGGAGAACAAACGGAUGAUGACAUCUCUAGUAACUCAGAUCAAGAGGAUAUCAAGGAUACUGAGUAGCUGGAUGAGGAAAUUAAAACUUACAAUAGAAUGCUCACAAACAAGUAAAUGCAUAUUCAUCCAAAAGUAGAAAUUCCCUAUCAACUAUUUAGUCUUCAUUUCACCAGUAGUAUGAGUACACAUUUCUGUAAAUAUCAUUCCAAAAACAGCCAAACUUCCAGUUGUUUACUAAUGCCUGUUUUUUGGUUUUGUUUUUAGCAAACACUUUGAUCAUAUGGUCCUCAUUUAAAAUGUCUCAGAACUGUACAUGAAGGUGAAGUGUCUGUUUCGUGGCUUUAUGCUUGAGAGUGAGGCUCUUGAACCACACGUUUGAUGGACAUAGUAUACAUCCAACAAGAUGUGGGUGGGAAAAUCACUUCCAUCUUAAUUUUUAAUGUGGUGACACCAUAACAUUUUCAAAAUUAACUUGCUUUUUUGACAGGGAAUGGUCGGUUUCCAGCCAGUGUGGUUAAGCUGGGCCCUCCUUCAGCAUGUGCCUCCUAAGAGUUCCUACAGCCCAGCAUCUAGUGGGUCCAUAGUGUUUAUUUCCAGGAAACCCUAAAAAGAGAAAUGUAAAGGAAAGACUAUACUGGAAAUUUUUGUUACGGUUUUUAUUUUAGGAAUACUCUCAGACCCCCAAAUGUUUGGUUAAUCCCGGUAAUGACCAUGUUGAGCUGCUGAAAUUCAGAAUCUUGCUAGAACCCAAGGCAGCCAAGAGAGAGCCACACAGGCGAAUUGGUGAAAAUUAGCAUAAUACUUUGGAUUGAAAGUUAUGGGUUCCAAGCUGGACAGUUCACCCACUCACUUCUCUUUUUAUUAAAAGACAGUGUAAUCCAAGAAAAGUGUAGUAAAGAAAAUUUACUAGUCAUAUUAAUUUCUCAAAAACAGUUUAAUAAUGAGUAAUAAGUGGUCUUCUUACAGUAGUCUUUUAUAGCCAAAGUACUUAACAGAAUUUCCCCUUGGGGCAAUGAUAUUAUCCUCUGCUAAAAAUGUUUCUAUCGUAUUUAUUUUUAAGAGAGAGAUGUAUUUUUUAUUUUAUUUAUUUUCUUUAUUGUGGUAACCUGUGUCUAGUGUUUAUAGUAUAUAGCUUUAUUUAAUAAGUUUAUUGAUCACAUAAAUUCUAGUCACAAUCAGAAAUGUGGCCUAUUGACUAAGUAACUAAAACCCAUAAUUUAAUUCCCGUGACAGAUAUUCUCAUUCUUCAGAAAUACUCCUCAAUUUAAAAGGGGGUAGUGAAAGCACUGACAAACUACUCUUAGAUAAUUGAAUGUUUUGUUUCACUGUUUUAUUUGACCCUCAAUUGCCAAAACCUUACUGAAGGGCUAGUCCCAUGGUUAUCCAUUAGGGGUGCUCUUCUGUUGUUAACCAACCUGCUCCGUCCUUCUGGAGUUCAGCAGACCCACUGGGCCUCCAGCCUGGUGUUUCUCUAACAAAUGGCCUGUCUUAUUGCUCUUGCAUAACAUUAAUCUCUGAAAGAUUAAAAUGUGUCCCCCAAAACAACAUCAGCUCUCCUUAAGGAUCUAUUAUGAUUCUGUCAUCCAUGAAUUACUGUAAACUUAACUUUCAGUCACUAAAGGUAAGGCCCAGGAACAAUCUACUGCUGAAUACAAUGCUUAGUACAUUAUAUAAAGUACUUUCAUUCUGCUUAAAUUAACUCCCAAAUCUCAUCAGGAAAUGUUAAAGUCUAGUACUGAGAGAUUUCUGUGAGCAGAUCUGGUCUUACCUUAUUCAUGCACCCAUGUAGUGAUGGGAGAUCAUGUUUUGAGUAUAAUGAGUUUUAUUCUUUAAUUCAUGGUCAGAAUUGUUACACAUUAUCACCUUUUACAAAUAUGGCUGAGCAAAAGUUAAGUAAGCUUACAGUUGUGAGUUGGCAAAACACUUUAUUCUUGUAUUUAUUAAUUAUUGUAUUAUUUUUCCAUAUAAACUAAUGUAAACCUACUUUUGUCCACCCCUGUAUACUGUUAAAUUCACUUUCAAAUACAUAUAUAGGCAUGUGUCUUGUUUUAAAUAAUCUACAAUUUACAAGACUCAUGUUUACAAGUUAUAUAUUAGGGUAGCGAUUGUUUACGUUACUGGGGAUUCUACAGAUUGCAAAAGAUAAUCUGCCCCAAGAGUUUCCUGUUUCAUUUGGAAUUGUCUUGAUUUUUUUUUUUUUUUUCCAGAGAGGAAGAGAGAGUGGGAUAGAAAUAGAAACAUCAAUGAUGAGAGAGAAUCAUUGACUGGCUGCCUCCUGCACACCCCACACUGGGGAUCAAGCCUGCAACCCAGGCAUGUGCCCCAACCGGGAAUGGAACCAUGACCUCCCGGUUCAUAGGUUGAUGCUCAACCACUGAGCAACUGGCUGGGCUUGAUUUUUUUUUUUUUUUAAUAGCUUCUAUAGUCUCAGGAAGAAAUAUACGAAGUAAAGCAUAUCUCCAUGUCUGUCUUGACUUCUCUCAUCUUUUAUUGUCCUCACACAUUCCUAACUCCUGGUAGACUUAGUGGCUUAAAUACUGAAUACCUGGCAGCUCUAAUGGAUCCCUUAUGUAAGUAAAUGGUGAUCAUUCCCAUGCUUGGUUACGUUUAAUAGAAACCAGACUGACUUGUGUUUUAAAGUACAGGUUGUCUAAUGGGAAGAGUACAUGACCUUAAGUGCGUUUUAGGCUUCUGCAACCAUUAGCUGUGAACCUUAAUGUCACUAAUGUUUAUAAAAAGUUUAUAGUCAAAAGUAUUUAUUUUUAUUUUUUAAGGUGUGUCAGAAACAUGUAUAGUAUUUGCUUUUUGAAAUGUGUUUGCCUACUUAGAGUUGUAAAAUAUACUGUGACUCAGAAAUUGUAAAGUCCUUUUUGCACUGUAAAAAUGAAUACAACCAGCAUGUGGAAGCAAAGACAGUUUGCAUUUGUAAUAUAAAGCAAAAUUGUAUUUAACGUACAUUAUGGAAUUUUAAAUUGGCAACAACUAAACUUUGAAGGUUAUAUUAAUUUACAGAUUCCUGUGGAUCCGAACACAUAAUCUGCAUUGUUCAGCUGAAAAGCUCAAUAGAAUGGGUGACAGUUUUGGGUGGUUUUCCCUUGAAAUGAUAAUAUUGAAUCAAGAACCAGCACUUUAUAUUCACUUUUUUUUUAAUUCUGCCUAAUUGUGGACAGUGAGAUGUAGGUAGGUUUCUUUUAAAAAAUUAGAAAUUUGAAAACAUAGUAGUUAGGUUGCUUUUCUUGCUCCUCUAGCAUUGUCCAGGCAAGCUGGCUUCCAGGUCAGAUGAGAUUGGGAGGAAAUGCCUGCAGUAAGAAAAGGCCUUUGUGCAGUGGAUGACAAUGACUCAUAAGGACAUUUGCUCUCAUUUCUCCAGCUCUGGCUCUUUCUCUUUACUUUGAUCUCCUGCAGGCAAAUGGGCAGUCAUCUGUAAUUCUGUUCUGUGCACAGUUAGAGCAGCCUGGGCCCCUCGCCUGAUCACUCUUGCAGGAGAACUGACUGAAUCAGAUCCCUGAAUCCCCAGGACUGAGGACGCUUGUGAGGCUCCACUAAGCAGCCAGCUGGCCUCUUGCACUUUCUUGCCCUCUGGCCACAUGCUGUGUACCUACCACUUAAUUACCCUGUGUUAAUUGCUUUUGUUGUGUUGGGUCUGUAUUGUGGUCAUUGCCUACAGACAGAAAUGUGAAUUAAAGCAUUUGAAAUGUU
Messenger RNA from Myotis myotis, 5478 nucleotides. It is a transcript of the gene DGKE, whose product is annotated as diacylglycerol kinase epsilon. Gene Ontology annotation, molecular function: ATP-dependent diacylglycerol kinase activity. The coding region runs from base 151 to 1845 and encodes 564 amino acids. NCBI's taxonomy places the organism in Eukaryota, Metazoa, Chordata, Mammalia, Chiroptera, Vespertilionidae. The record is from RefSeq and is a predicted model, not a curated record. The transcript is spliced from 12 exons.